This is a messenger RNA of Beta vulgaris subsp. vulgaris (sugar beet), 1979 nucleotides long. RefSeq lists its product as hypothetical. The transcript is spliced from 7 exons. The coding region runs from base 215 to 1642 and encodes 475 amino acids. The record is from RefSeq and is a predicted model, not a curated record. Lineage: Eukaryota; Viridiplantae; Streptophyta; Magnoliopsida; Caryophyllales; Amaranthaceae. Gene Ontology annotation, biological process: leaf vascular tissue pattern formation; phloem or xylem histogenesis; auxin-activated signaling pathway.
UAUUUAUCUAGUCCUUAAUCUUCACACUGACACGUUUGUCUUCUCUCUCUCUUCCCUCCUAUAAAACCCCCACACUCUUCUCAGUACCUGCCAAACACUCCUCAAUUCCAUCCCACCCAAAAUACAAGCUCAGACCUCCACUCCAGGGCCCCACCUGAAAAUUUUCAUUUCCCCCCACCAAAAAAAAUCACAGAUCAAAAACUCCACCCUGAAAAUGGACAGAGGUGUAGCCGUCGGUGACCCAUGGCGACCCGACCCGUCUGUUCAAUCGGACUUAUUCAAGCCUCCGGAAACUCCAAAGGAACCCAUGGAAUUUCUGUCACGCUCUUGGAGUGUGUCGGCUCUUGAAAUUACUAAGGCUUUGACACCUUCCAAUUCUAGACUCAUGUUCUCUAAUGCUAUGAUGGGCACGCUUAGCAAUGGCAGCGGGACUAGUAAUGGUGUCCAUGGAGUAGUUAUCCAGGAAGAUAUUGCGGCCGAGGAGGCGGCGGCUGCUAGUGGAAAUCCUUUCUCUUUUGCUUCUUCUCAAACAUCCCAGCUUGUCAUGGAGCGUAUUAUGUCACACUCGCAAGAGGUAUCUCCGCGCACUUCUGGUCGGCUCUCGCACAGUAGUGGUCCACUUAAUGGCUCCUUGACUGAUAGUCCUCCGGUUUCUCCCUCUGAAAUCGACGAUAUCAAGUACGGUCGCCUUAACAAUCAGUCAAAUUCGCAGUACAGGUCUACCAACCCCAUCGGUGUUACCCCUGCUGCCGGUGGGAAGACUGUUGGAAGGUGGCUUAAGGACAGGAGAGAAAAGAAGAAGGAAGAAACAAGAGCGCAUAACGCCCAACUUCAUGCAGCUGUAUCAGUGGCUGGUGUUGCAGCUGCAGUGGCUGCAAUCGCUGCUGCAACUGCUGCCUCAUCUGGAUCUGGCAAAGACCAAGAAGCUGCCAGGACUGAUAUGGCUGUUGCCUCUGCUGCUACCCUUGUUGCUGCUCAAUGUGUAGAGGCUGCUGAAGCUAUGGGCGCUGAAAGGGAUCAUUUGGCUUCGGUUGUCAGCUCUGCAGUUAAUGUCCGAUCAGCCGGUGACAUCAUGACCUUGACUGCUGCUGCUGCCACUGCGUUACGUGGAGCUGCGACAUUCAAAGUAAGAGCUUUGAAGGAUGUGUGGAACAUUGCAGCUGUCAUACCAACGGAUAAAGGGGUGAGUAUGAGCAACGGCAGCAAUGGUUCCAGCGGCAGCCACAGUGGUGAAAUCAUGCCAGAUGAUAAUUUCCUUGGCAUCUGCAGCAAAGAGUUACUUGCUAGAGGGUGUGAGCUUUUGAAACGCACUAGAUCAGGUGAUCUACACUGGAAAAUUGUAUCUGUUUAUAUCAAUCGAACGAACCAGGUUAUGCUAAAGAUGAAGAGCAGGCAUGUUGCUGGGACCAUUACCAAGAAGAAAAAGAAUGUGGUAAUUGAAGUUAUCAAAGAUAUGCCGGCUUGGCCAGGCCGUCAUUUGCUUGAGGGUGGCAACUGUAGGAGAUAUUUCGGACUUAAGACCAUCAUGCGCGGAGUCGUGGAAUUCGAGUGUCGUAACCAAAGAGAAUAUGAAGUUUGGACCGAAGGUGUCUCAAGGCUUCUCUCUCAAGCUGCUGAAAAGAACAAUAGACAUAGAUACUAGGACUAAAGUAUAUAUCAUUAUGAUGAUUGUGUUUAUGGUUAAUUCCUUCAUAGUUGUGCCGUUAAUGUGAUGUUUUUUGCAAGUUGAAGAAUUUGGGAAGAUGGGUAUAGUGGUAAAACAGAAUUAAGGACAUUGGUACUAACCAUAUGUUUUAAAAAUUGGUGAGGGUUGGUUUUUUUGGCUUUCUUUUGAAUGUAUUUCUAUUCAAUGUAAAAAGUAGCACUAAAAGAAGCAAAAGUUGUGUAAUGGGCUCUUUUUUACCCUUCUUUGCAGAGUGAAAAUUCUUUGAAAGGGUGAGUUGUAUUUCGCAAUAUGAUUAAAUUUAUACUGUGAUUAA